CUAACGCCGUGUGGUGAUUUGACUGAGUGAAAAGGUGGUAGAGAGACUGCCUGUACAAAUAGUCGUCUGAAUGCAGCUGGAACUACAUUAAGGGCAGAGGGAGCGGAUUAUAGAAAAAAAAAAUCAUUAUAAAAGAGAAACCGUCAGCCGCUUUGAAUUAAAAAGAUAACUGUCAAGAGAAACUGACAGCGCAAUUCUUUUUAGCUGCCAAACUAUUAUCAGCAAGCUGUCAGAAGAUCAACAGCACAAAAUCUUAAUGUGAAAAGGUAAUAUUUUAUUUAUUUAUGUAUUUGUCACAGACAGCCCUCUCAUUGUAUGCGGAUCAUGUAACUGGAUAGCUGUUAAAAAGUCAGUUCUUGCACUGGUGGAAGUACAGUUUCGUGCACAGGUGGACAAAAUGGGAGGGAAUUUGGGUUGUCACCGCUCAAUCCCGAAAGAUCCAGCGGACUUUUGUCACAACAAGCGCAAAUUCAGCGCGGUGUGCAACUUUAGCAACAUUUUGGUGAACCAGGAGAGGCUGAACAUCAACACAGCCACUGAAGAGGAGCUGAUGACACUGCCUGGGGUGAACCGCAUGGUCGCACAGAACAUAGUGCAGUACCGCGAGUGUAUAGGGGGCUUCAAGAAAGUGGAGGACUUGGCUUUGGUGAACGGGGUCGGUGCUGCCAAACUGGAGCAGAUCAAGCUAGAGAUCUGUGUGAGCAACAGGACGAGCUCCACGCAGCAGUCACCGAGCUCCCUGCGCAAAGACCAGAACCUGGAGCACCUGGCUUGCACCAGGGUAAACAUCAACACAGCCACGCCGGCUCAGCUGAUGAGCAUCCGUGGCAUCACCGAAAAGAUCGCCAAGAAUAUCGUCGACUACCGCCAGGAGCACGGACCUUUCAAAAGCAUAGAGGACCUGGUUAAAGUCGCCUACAUCAACUCCUCAUUUCUGGACAAAAUCAGGUUUCAAAUCUUUGCAGAGCGUUCCCGACCUUCGUCAACAAACACCAAUGGUGGUAUAACUUUUACCUGCAAGUCACAUCCCAGCCCGACUUCCAUGAGCCUACAGAGUGAGGAUCUGGACUUUCCACCGGGUGGACCCACACAGAUAAUCUCGGUGCGGCCAAAUCCAGAAGCGUUCUCUGGUUUGCGUGACGGUAAACCCGUCCUGAGGUUAGCAACCUGGAACCUGCAAUGCUGUUCGGCAGAAAAGGCAAACAACCCCGGGGUGAGGGAGGUAGUGUGCAUGACGAUUCUAGAGAAUGGCAUCAAGCUUUUGGCAGUUCAGGAGCUGGCUGACAGAGACGCAUUGGAAAAGCUUUGUGCAGAGCUGAACCAGUCCACACUGCCCAGCGUCCGCAAGUGGAAGGGCCCCAGAGGAUCCUGGAAAUGUGCCGUCUCAGACAGGCCUGCAGGACAGUCACACAAGGGCCCAGAGUUUGCUGGAUACCUGUGGGACAGUACUUUUGGAAUUGAGCUGAAGGAUUCAACUUUGCUAGAAAAUCCACAUGCUAAUGGCAAUGGAAAGCCAACCUACCCUAAACCAUACCUUGCACAAUUUAAGAUUAGAGUGUCUGAAGUAACACUAGUAAAUAUACACCUGACACUGCCAUCUGCUGGGGGAGAAGCCAAUGGCAAGAAUCACACUGAAAACCACAAGCUGUCACUCUUUACUGAGACUCUCCAGGAGACACUUAAAGCAGAAAAAGACUUGAUCAUCCUUGGGGACUUUAGUCUGCCUCCGGAUGGCAGUGAGUUUGAUGUGUUAAGAAAAGAGAAGUUUUCUCCGCUGGUCCCCACAAGCACUUUCACAAACAUCAGCACCAAGAACCCCCAGGGAUCUAAGUCCCUUGACAACAUUUGGAUCAGCCGCUCUCUUAAGAAGGCUCACACAGGUCACUGGGUUGUCGUGAGGGAAGGCCUUACCAAUCCAUGGAUCCCAGAUAACUGGUCUUGGGGUGGAGUAGCUUCAGACCACUGCCCAGUGUUUGCUGAAUUUUACACAGACUCCCACAAGAAGGAGCCAGUUUGCAACGGAAAUGGAGUGACUGUCGUCCAACACAGUCAAACGGUGGCAGGAUUGUGACUGAGGAAUAAAACAAACAAGGAUACUGUUCUUU
Polyodon spathula (Mississippi paddlefish) is the source of this 2105-nucleotide messenger RNA. Its product is annotated as endonuclease/exonuclease/phosphatase family domain-containing protein 1-like. Gene Ontology annotation, molecular function: DNA binding; catalytic activity. Gene Ontology annotation, biological process: DNA repair. Gene Ontology annotation, cellular component: plasma membrane. The transcript is spliced from 7 exons. The coding region runs from base 398 to 2071 and encodes 557 amino acids. NCBI's taxonomy places the organism in Eukaryota, Metazoa, Chordata, Actinopteri, Acipenseriformes, Polyodontidae. The record is from RefSeq and is a predicted model, not a curated record.